Molecule: messenger RNA, 1185 nt
Organism: Cimex lectularius (bed bug)
Lineage: Eukaryota; Metazoa; Arthropoda; Insecta; Hemiptera; Cimicidae
Gene: mEFTs
Product: elongation factor Ts, mitochondrial
Exons: 4
Coding region: 152-1060 (302 amino acids)
Biological process (GO): mitochondrial translational elongation
Cellular component (GO): mitochondrial matrix
Molecular function (GO): translation elongation factor activity; protein binding
Source: RefSeq, a predicted model, not a curated record
CACAGAGGUUUCAGCUAUCAGUGAGGACUGAGGUGUUUUCAUCCUUGCUCCUGUCAAAGCUUUAAAGUAUAAGCUAAUUUUAUUAAGUACCAGGUCGGAAUAGUUCUAUUUUAAUUUUGUAAAUUAAUUUUUUAUCACAUCUUUUGUGGUGAUGUUAAAACAAUUUGUACGAUAUCUUCAUGCACAUGGACCCCUCUGGGCCAGUGUCAGCAAGAGUGAUUUGGCCAAGCUGCGCAAAAAAACUGGCUACACAUUUGCCAACUGCAAGAAAGCUCUGGAAGUCAACAACAAUGAUCUCUCCUUGGCUGAGAAAUGGCUGAAGGAGCAGGCUCAGACGAUGGGAUGGGCAAAGGCGACAAAGCUCGAAGGUCGAACUACUCUCCAGGGCCUGAUAGGGCUCGCAGUAAAAGAAAAUUCUGCUGUCGCCGUUGAAGUCAACUGUGAAACUGAUUUUGUUGCUAGAAACAAAUCAUUCAAAUCUUUAGUCGAAGUCAUAUCCAAUGCCUAUUUAAAGGAUGUAGCACAAUCAACAAGUUCAUCUUUAACGAAGACUUUAAUAGAUGGCAAAGAUCUCAAACAAAUUCACAGCACCGAUGGCAAAUCACUUGGCGACCACACUGCCCUUGCUAUAUCCAAUUUAGGAGAGAAUAUAACAAUUAGGAGAGGCAUGAGCAUCAAAACUCCGUCUGAUAUGUUUUUAGCUGUUUAUGCCCACCCCAAGCCGGAAAACCCUUCUGGCAAAGUCCAAUUUGGAAAAUAUGGCGCUGUGAUUGUCUAUCAGACGAGCAAAAACGAUAACAAGGUCCAGCAGUUGGUUCAGCAAUUAUGCCAGCAUGUUAUAGGAAUGGACCCUUCCAAAAUUGGCAAACUAGGAGAAGAUGAACCUUUGGAAGACAAGGACAGUGAAACAGUCAUGAUUCAUCAGGAAUUUCUUUUAGAUCCUUCAGUCACAGUAGGACAACUAGUAGAAGACGCGCAAAUUAAAAUAGUUGAUUUUAUUAGGUUGGAAUGUGGAGAAGCUCAGAAAGAAGAAGACAAAAUGCAAUUGAGCCAGUGUUAAAAAUAAAUAAAAAUAAAAUCUAAACAAAAAAAUUGUAGUACUCUACACUUUGUGGUCAAACAGAUUGUUUGGCAAAAUAAAUUCUUUUCUGAAUCUUUUCAAAUAAAAAUAAAUAGCUUUUUUAA